This is a messenger RNA of Neoarthrinium moseri, 2244 nucleotides long. RefSeq lists its product as uncharacterized. Gene Ontology annotation, cellular component: nucleus. NCBI's taxonomy places the organism in Eukaryota, Fungi, Ascomycota, Sordariomycetes, Amphisphaeriales, Apiosporaceae. Gene Ontology annotation, biological process: DNA-templated transcription; positive regulation of transcription from RNA polymerase II promoter by galactose. The record is from RefSeq and is a predicted model, not a curated record. The transcript is spliced from 9 exons. Bases 1 to 2244 code for a protein of 747 amino acids. Gene Ontology annotation, molecular function: RNA polymerase II cis-regulatory region sequence-specific DNA binding; DNA-binding transcription factor activity, RNA polymerase II-specific; zinc ion binding.
AUGGCUGACGAGCCGGUUUCCCCGGCUGGCUCGAAGCACCCCACCAAACGCAGACGCAUAGCCCUCGCGUGCACAGCUUGCAGGUCUCGCAAGUCGAGGUGCAACGGUGCCCGUCCAAGAUGCUCGCUCUGUGACUCGCUCGGGUUUGAAUGCGUCUAUGAGGCAUCCGAGUCCAGCACCAACCUCAUCGUCCCGAAAGACUUUGUCGGAGAUCUUGCCGACCGGCUGAAGGCGCUAGAAGAGCGCGUUGCUAGACAUGACGCAGCCCUUGCAGAACACGCCAUUCACGUCAGCGAGAGGCCGUCGACGGCCCCAGAGCAAUCAGAAUCCUCGCGGCUCGGCCAGGUCCAUUCACGUUCCGCGGCUGAUUUUGACCGGACUCCUAUCUCACUGGAUGACGCCGACCUUCAGGAGCUGCCUCCCGAGGAGCAUCAAACUGAUGGCAUGGCGAUGUCUUUCUUGGAUGAGGAAGACUGUGGUUUUUUUGGCCCAUCUUCGAACAUCUCUCUCAUGAGACACAUUUCAUGGCUUGUUACGCAGGCUAGCCAACCGGCCAGCUCCGAAACAACUCGAUGGGGCGGCGCAUUGCUGGAUAGCGGAGUUGUCAGCACGACGCGACUGUCGUCUCCUAUUCGGGACAAUCACAGCGGGAAAACAAGCUCGUUCGAACAAUGCUCGCCACUUUUCUUGCCUUCGGAGGCGGAUACCAGGAGGCUUGUCUCGUACUAUUUUACAAACACAGGCCUUCUUUUCCCUUAUCUCCAUGAAGCAUCCUUCAUCUCCGAGUAUGACCAGUUGGUUGCAAAUGGCUUCAAGAGAGCGCGUCGGACCUGGCUUGGUCUGCUCCACAUGGUGCUUGCCAUGUCCUCUAAUACAUUGGCCGUCCAUUCGAUAGAGGAACGAGAGCAGCGAAAUGUCGAGUCCGAGAUGUUCUAUCGCUGUGCUAUGUUGCUGUGUGAUCGUCAAGCCCUUAGGGGCACAAGUGUCGAAACAGUUCAAUACCUGCUUCUUAUGACCCAAUACUUGCAAGGAACUCAGAUGUCCUUCCAGACGUGGACAAUUCAUGGCCUAGCCAUCAAAGCCGCAUUAUCGCUAGGUCUCCAUUCUAUGGAAGCUUCCAGAAAACUGGCUCCGUUAGAACAGGAGAUCAGAAAACGGGCCUGGUAUGGAUGCAUCGUGUUGGAUAGGAGUCUCAGUAUGACAUUCGGAAGGCCAGCCGCCAUACCAGUUGAAUACAUUAGACUGCCAUUGCCAAGUAAUCUUCCAACCUCAACAGAUAGUGAUAGAAUAGAUCACCAAGACAUGAGUACCAAGUUCUUCAACGCCACAAUUAAUUUGUACGAGACACUAUACCACACCAUAGCCCAAUUAUAUGGGCACAACCUGGGCUGUGACCCUCCACUCGAUGAAGCAGAGCUACUCGAUCGCAUUUUCCGACUGGAACGAGAGUUGAGUCGCUGGGAGUCAGGGCUCCCUUCAGGCUUGGCCGUCUUAAAGUCUGCAGAUUUGCCGCUUCAGCAGCCGGUUGACCCCAUCCAGCAGCGAUUUUGCGUCGUCCUGACGCUGCGCAAAUUGAAUCUUGAAAUUCUUAUUCAUCGACCUGCCCUCAUACGCACGGUGGACUUGGUCAAAGACAGCCAUCUUGUUGCAACAUCAGGCUUCGUCGAGGGUAUGCGACAGAGCUCUAUCCGAUCAUGCGUUAAGUCGGCUGAAUCAAUCAUCAACCUCGUACAUCAUUUGGUGACAUCAGAAAGUCCCUUGAACAACCUCCUAGGUGCAUGGUGGUAUAGUCUGUACUACGUUUUCAAUUCUGCUCUGAUUAUCUUCGGCCACUUUGUAUACUUGCAGUUCCAGACGGACUCCAUCAGACCGAUUUGGGAAUGCAGCGACUCUAUACGUAAGGCCACCGAAGCCUUGCAGCAUCUCGGCACCGGUAACGCCACUAUCAAAAGGUGCAAUGACCACUUGCUGCAACUAUCACAGCUGCUGCAGGAUUGGAGUGCUCGGAGUUUACAUUCCUCGAUGGUGUAUUCAAAUCAACAGCCGCUAGAACCAUUAUCGCAGAUCACUUCACUACAGCAGCCUACUGCAGGCGUUGAGAUGGACGAUUUCUCCGAUACCGUGCAAGGGUUUGACCCCGGGCUAUUCAACGGCAACGGCCUUGAGCUGAAUCACUUUUGCUUGCCUGGAGACUUCUCAACCUUGGUAUUGCCAAGCGACCAUGCGUUGAACCGCCCUCUCUAA